AUGACGAAUGUUAUUAACCUCGACGCAGAAGAAAGCAGUGAUAGCAUAGAGCACACUGACCAAAGUCCCCUGGAGCCUCCUCACUCUGCUGAAAAGAAGAAGGCAACAAGACGUCAGAUGACUUUUGAUGAUUUCAAAGGAAUAAAAGUGGUUCAUGGAGAAGCAUCUCUGGAGGAACAUAAGACUGUCCCACGGGUAAAGAAAAAUCACAAUGAUGAAGAGUCCACCGUUUCGAAUGGGAAUCCAAGGAAGAGAAAAGCUGCCCCAAGGGAAUUUGAUAAUGGCGAAAUUGAGGAGACAAGCUCCAAGUCUGCAAGAGUAUCCCCUUCGCCAAAUACCGCUAGUAAAUUAAGCACAUACGAAAGAGCCCUUCAAAAUACAAAUUCGGCACCUGUAGUCCCUCUACCUUUGGAAGAGUUCAGAGAUAAACAGACAUCUCUAUUAGAGGCUUGGAAAUCUAAAAACGAGUUUUUGAAACCAGUCUCAUAUGCGGGCGAUGUAAUCAAGAUAAUGUCGUUUUUACACAAGUUUCAAAAUAUGUUCCAUUCUGGUCUACAAAGCUUAUCCUUUAUCGAUUUUGAAAUUGGCCUAGAACUAAUAGCAAAUGAUACCGAACUUACCACAAAAGAGCUUUUAGACCACCAAGACAAACUGAAUCUCAUCUUCUAUUCAAUCCUGAAAUUGGUGUUUGAUUCGAAAAACUACGUCGUGCCUAGUAUAAAGGAUUUGAAACAAAGCAGGAAACCAUUUGCCAAGUAUCUUAAAAUCUUUAGGAGAUCCACCCAAGAGUUGGGUAGCCCUAAAGAAUGGAGAAUACCCAUUUUUGAAGAAAUGGAUGUUACGGACUCGCAACAUUUUCCCUCCAAUGAAGACGUCGAGGAUAUUAUACAACUAGAUACUUCCUCAACAAGAGAUAUGAGUCCUAUCUACGAUCCGUGUCAAAACAUCGAACUUCCAAGGGAUGAACAUCCGUUAUUCAAUAAGCGUAUCAUAUCAGCCGCUGAAAAAGAUGGUCUUUUCGCCAUGGAAGAACCAACUGAUAGACUCAUAGCAUUGCGUCAUCUUAUAGACAUUGCAUUAAUUAACUCAGGUUUUGUUCAUGAUGAAAUUUACAGAAUAUCACAUACUAAAGGUGAUCCAAGCAAUGAUACUACUAUCGUGCCAAGAUUUUAUAGAGCAGGAAUGCAAACUGUCUACAGUGAUUUCGAAAGUUUGUGUAAACUGAUUCAAAAUUAUUUGGAUGAGAAUAAGCGUAGAUUAAAAUCAAGGGCAACUUCAAAAAAUAAGACGAAGUUUGAUAUCUUGGCCAAAAUCAAAGGAAUACUAAGAAAAGUCUCUGAAGAUGAAAAAGAAUCAAAGAUAAUCGGCCUAUACGAUAAAUGGAUACAAUUGUUUGAGGGACUACUCUAUGACAAUCCAUUGAGUGAUCCAUAUACUGAUGAUCUAUACAGAUUAAGAUUGGACGAUUUUUUUGUCGGAAGGAUAAGCAAAAUUGGGGAUUUUUACUUUCCAAGAUUGUACACACAGAACAAUGAUUUCAGUACUUUCAUUGACCUUCGAAAACUGACGUAUCUAUUUGACAGGUUCUUGAACAAGGAAGUCAAUCUUUCCGAAUUUUUUGAGAACUCUUUCCCAUUCAUGAGUUCAAAAUUCAAACUGUUUUAUCAUGAUAAAAUUUCUUUGCUGUCUGACACUUUAAAGAACGAGCAUGAAGAAGAUUCCUUGUAUUGGUUUGAAAUUGCGAAUGAUUCAACUUCUAUGGCAAAGUUUCUAGAUUAUCUGAAUAUAAUUAUUGGUGAUCACGAAGUUUCAACUUCCAAUGAAGAAUUGAAUGGAUUGUUAAAAAUUGGCGAAAAUGCUGAGGUUAAAAAUGAUUUAAUCAACUUGAGGUGCUUUUUAAGCAAAUUAAAUACAAUGAUAAUCGGCAUCGAACAACUAAAAAAGGAAUAUGAAGAUUUCUUGAAUGGUGAUAGAAGAUUAAGAAGAUCUCACAACCAGAAAAUCAACUAUAAUGUCCAGUAUAAUGAGGAUGGAAAUGAAGAAGAAGAAGAAGAAGAAGAAGAAGAAAAUGAGGAAGAAGAAGAAUAUCAAGGUGGAAACUUAUAUGAGCCUCUUGAGGAGGUCCAAUACGAUGAUGAAGAUGAAGAUUAUCAAGAUGAAGGAGAUGAUGAAGAGUGA
Molecule: messenger RNA, 2178 nt
Organism: Kazachstania africana CBS 2517
Lineage: Eukaryota; Fungi; Ascomycota; Saccharomycetes; Saccharomycetales; Saccharomycetaceae
Exons: 1
Coding region: 1-2178 (725 amino acids)
Source: RefSeq, a predicted model, not a curated record